AUGAAAGUGAAGUUAGACUAUGCCGGAGGAGAUUGGGUAGAAGAGUUACCAAGUAUCCUCUGGGCUUAUCGUACAACUCCUCGGAAAAGCACGGGACUCACUCCGUUUCAUCUGGUCUAUGAUAACGAGGCGGUGGUGCCCAUAGAGGUGGGGGUGUCUUCAGUUAGAAGGAUGUUGUACGAUGAAGGGAAUGUAGAGCAGCGACUAUCAAAACUAGAUUUUAUCAGCGAAAUUCGUGAUCGAACAACAGCUAGACUAUCGGCUUAUCGACAAAGGAUGAGACAAAAUUACGACAGGCGGGGGGAGAUCAGGAUCGACGAGCCAGGAGAGAGGAAGCACUUUGCAGUGCUGGAGCAGCAGCAAAAUGCACACGAAGGGCUGUGCAAGAAGUCGCCCGGGAAGCUGGACUAG
Messenger RNA from Zingiber officinale, 411 nucleotides. RefSeq lists its product as uncharacterized. Bases 1 to 411 code for a protein of 136 amino acids. Gene Ontology annotation, molecular function: nucleic acid binding. The transcript is spliced from 2 exons. The record is from RefSeq and is a predicted model, not a curated record. Lineage: Eukaryota; Viridiplantae; Streptophyta; Magnoliopsida; Zingiberales; Zingiberaceae.